CUCUGUUUAUCUCUGUCUCUCCCGCUCUCUCUCCCUCUGUGUGUGUGUGUGUGUCUGAGCAGAACACGCUCGUUUCCGAGCUGCAGCUCGCGGUGCAGCAGACGAGGCCCUCGUCACACAGGAGUGAUUUCCAGCUUCGAUUUGUCUCGAAUUGUAAAGACGAGAUUCGCGCGGACGAGGCAGGGAAGCUGGAGGGACUGAAGGAGAAACAUGAGCGGCGGAGUUUACGGAGGAGGUAAGAUGAGGUGGGAGCACUGGUAUUUGACAUUGGCUCUUUCUCUACCAGAGCAGGUUAUGCUGGAGAAGACUGCCCUAAGGCCGACUUCCCCACCUCUUUAGGAGUGCAUGUAGAGGAGGAGGGAUCUGCUGAAAUGGGGUUGGAGCAAGAGAACAGCAGUGGGCGGAGUUUCUACCUGGACACCACUGCACUUCAUGUACCCCGAGCUGGAGUGGAGCUGAUAUCACCGCUGAAGAACGGCAUGAUUGAAGACUGGGAGGGCUUUCAGGCUAUAAUGGACCAUAUUUACAGCAAGCACAUCAAAUCAGAGCCCAGCCUGCACCCAGUGCUCAUGUCUGAGGCUCCGUGGAACUCACGUGCUAAGAGAGAGAAGCUGACUGAGCUGAUGUUUGAGCACUACAACAUUCCGGCCUUCUUUCUGUGCAAAACUGCAGUCCUGACAGCCUUUGCAAAUGGACGAGCCACUGGGCUGGUACUGGACAGUGGGGCCACACACACUACUGCCAUCCCAGUGCAUGAUGGGUAUGUCCUGCAGCAAGGUAUAGUGAAAUCUCCGCUGGCUGGAGACUUCAUUACCAUGCAGUGCAGAGAGAUGUUCCAGGAGAUGAGCAUCGAUAUCAUCCCUCCAUACAUGAUCGCCUCCAAGGAACCUGUGAGAGAGGGAGCUCCUCCAGUUUGGACAAAGAAAGACAAACUGCCCCCUGUCACCAAAUCCUGGCACACAUACAUGUGCAACGAGGUCAUUCAGGAUUUCCAAGCAUCAGUUCUUCAAGUGUCUGACUCGCCGUAUGAUGAGCAGGUAGCUGCUCAGAUGCCCACUCUGCAUUAUGAGAUGCCCAGUGGGUACAAUGCUGAUUAUGGAGCGGAGCGGCUGCGGAUUCCUGAGGGUCUGUUUGAUCCCUCCAACGUAAAGGGCCUGUCCGGGAACACCAUGCUGGGCGUUGGCCACGUGGUCACCACCAGCAUCGGAAUGUGUGACAUCGAUAUCCGACCCGGUCUGUAUGGCAGUGUGAUUGUAACAGGUGGGAACACUUUACUGCAAGGAUUCACUGAAAGACUCAACCGAGAGCUAUCACAGAAAGCACCACCGAGUAUGAGACUAAAGCUGAUUGCCAGUAAUAGUUCAAUGGAGCGUCGCUUCAGUCCAUGGAUUGGAGGCUCCAUCCUGGCGUCUCUGGGAACCUUUCAGCAAAUGUGGAUCUCAAAGCAGGAAUAUGAUGAAGGAGGAAAACAGAGUGUGGAGAGAAAAUGUCCCUAAAAACACAAACACUGUCUCAGACUGGUUGAUCUUAGUGACAGUAAAAUGAUUUUUCAAAAGCCUAAUAAAACCGAUGUUGAUCCGUCCUCA
Molecule: messenger RNA, 1586 nt
Organism: Pygocentrus nattereri (red-bellied piranha)
Lineage: Eukaryota; Metazoa; Chordata; Actinopteri; Characiformes; Serrasalmidae
Gene: actl6b
Product: actin-like 6B
Exons: 14
Coding region: 372-1496 (374 amino acids)
Biological process (GO): regulation of transcription by RNA polymerase II; nervous system development
Cellular component (GO): NuA4 histone acetyltransferase complex; SWI/SNF complex
Molecular function (GO): chromatin binding
Source: RefSeq, a predicted model, not a curated record